CUUUCUUUGAGAGAUAUAAUUACAAAAGUCUCCCUUUUUACAUGCAAUUAAAAUCGUGUGCAUUUUGGAUGUUUAUUAUGUUUUAUAGUAGAUUUAGAAGGGUAUCAUUCUGAAUGUAAAACCAUACAAGUAUCUUAAAUGAGCGAAAGAUAAAAUUGAUUCAAUUACUAACUAAUAUGGAUUCCGCUUAAUUAUUCGUUCCCACUGACAUUUAGAAAUGUGCGUGUGGAUGGAGUUCAGUUUAUGCAGACCGAGUUUAAUUGAAACAAAUUAAAAGUAUUGAUAACGCGGUUUUCUAAUCAGUAAUUCAGCGGAAACUUACAUCAAAACAAUGAGCAACGCGUGUGUUGUUUCGGAACAUGGACUUAAUGAAUUCAAUAAAAAAUAUUUUACUGAGAAAGUAGCAGACAUAAAAGUUAGAAUGGAUGACAACAUGGAUUAUGAUAUAACUAAUGAGGCUAGAAAGCGAAAGUUUGACAUACUGAAAAUUGACAAUGAUUUUAAAGAAAAUAACAGGUGCAGUGGUCAUUAUGAUGAAAAUGAUGAAUUCACCGACUAUGGCUUCUCUGAGAAAGUUGACAGAAGUAGAGGGCGGCCAAGAAUGCAACAUCCAACAAAGGUUUAUGGUGAGAUUACAAGACCGUGGACACCAGUCUUUGCCCUUUUGGAACACAAGUACAUAGAUAAGAAGGUAAAUAACUGCGAAAUAACGAUGUAAGACAUACACGCGGUAGCUUCCCCUGACAAUUUGACUGUAUCCAGUAUAAUUGUGCUAGAGCUCGGCUUAAAUAAACACUAUAGGAUACCAGUCUUGUAUCACGUGAGAUAUUGAUUACUGUCGCCAAGG
Messenger RNA from Mercenaria mercenaria, 847 nucleotides. RefSeq lists its product as uncharacterized. The transcript has 2 exons. NCBI's taxonomy places the organism in Eukaryota, Metazoa, Mollusca, Bivalvia, Venerida, Veneridae. The coding region runs from base 332 to 718 and encodes 128 amino acids. The record is from RefSeq and is a predicted model, not a curated record.